Molecule: messenger RNA, 2903 nt
Organism: Melitaea cinxia (Glanville fritillary)
Lineage: Eukaryota; Metazoa; Arthropoda; Insecta; Lepidoptera; Nymphalidae
Gene: PIG-N
Product: GPI ethanolamine phosphate transferase 1
Exons: 12
Coding region: 1-2826 (941 amino acids)
Biological process (GO): GPI anchor biosynthetic process
Cellular component (GO): endoplasmic reticulum membrane
Molecular function (GO): mannose-ethanolamine phosphotransferase activity
Source: RefSeq, a predicted model, not a curated record
AUGUUUUUCACAGCAAUAUUCAUUCAUGUUGUGUUUUUAUUAUCUAUCUUCGACAUCUACUUCAAAUCGCCCAUCGUUAAAAAUGUAGAUGUAUAUCAGCCAAACCAUGUGGCUCCAGCUGAUCGCUUAGUUUUAUUCGUUGUUGACGGGCUCAGAGCUGAAUCAUUCGUCAAUUAUACAACUAUGUCUUACCUUAGAGAAAUAGCAAAUAACAAUGGUAGAUGGGGUAUAUCCAACACACGUGUUCCAACAGAGUCACGGCCUGGUCAUGUUGCAAUUAUUGCAGGUUUUUAUGAAGAUCCCUCUGCAAUAGCCAAGGGCUGGAAGGAAAACCCCGUUGAUUUUGAUUCAGUGUUUAAUCAAACACAGUUUACAUGGGGUUGGGGCACAUAUGACAUAUUAGAAAUAUUUACAAAGGGAUCCACAAAUCAUAUUUUUAUAGAUAAAUUUGAUCCCUAUAAUCAAUCUUUUAGUUCUAAUAAAAAUACUACACUUUUGGAUGACUGGGUUUUCACAAAAGUGAAAUUAUUUUUUGAGAGAGCUAAACAUGAUAAUAUUUUAAAUAUAAAACUUAAAAGUAAGAAAAUUGUGUUAUUUUUGCAUUUAUUAGGCACCGAUACAUCAGGACACACACAUAAACCAAAAACACAGAAUUUCUUGACAACAAUAAAAUUUGUAGAUGAACAAAUUAUAGAAAUUGAAAAAUUAGUUAAAGAUUUCUAUAAUAAUGAUGGCAGAACAACAUUUUUGAUGACAUCAGACCAUGGAAUGACUGAUUGGGGUUCUCAUGGGACCGGUGACGAACAUGAAACACAGACUCCUUAUGUACUGUGGGGUUCUGGAGUAAAACAAAUUGAAACAAAACAUACACAAUUAGAUCCAGAAACCAAUUCAAUGUCACAAGAUCAUCGCUUUGAUAUAGAUCAAGCUGAUUUGACACCGCUGAUAUCUACUUUACUUUCAAUACCUGUACCAGUAAAUUCAAUUGGGCGACUCCCAAUUAAACUUCUAAAUAUGUCAAUAGAAGAUAAAGCUAAAGCAUUUUAUAGUAACUGCAGACAAAUGAUCGCCCAAUAUGAUAAGAAGCGAUUAGAUGUUGAAGCAAAUGCUAUAAAAUUAAUAUAUCAACCUUUUAUUUUUGAUAGCAAAAAAGUGAAAGAAACUAUUGAAGUUAUGGAAAAGAUGUUAAAUAAUGAGGAAUAUGAACAAGUUAUUGUCCUAAGUGAAGAAAUUAUGCAGUUGAGCUUAAAUGGGCUUAAUUAUUACCACAAUUACUACCAAAGACCAUUAUUAAUUACCGUUGCUCUUUCAUUUAUGGGUUGGAUAAUGUACUUGUUGAAAGUAAUAAUAAAACAAAAAAUAUUCGUUAAGGCUGAGUGUAAUUUACACCACAGGAGAGUCGGCAAAUUAAUGAAUAAUGUAAUAACAUUGUUUCUUACAAUUAUGGCUGUACUGUUAUUUUUAAUUGUAUUUGGUAUGUCUAUUUAUGUUUACGUUCUAGUGCAAAGUUUGCCAUUGCAGUACCAUAUAUAUUUUUUGAUGCCAAUUUUCUUAUGGAAAGUGACCUUAACACCCUUUAAUUUCUGGUUAGAAACUAUGGAUAUGUUAAAAAGUAAUAAAAAAAUAUAUAUGUUGGGUGUUGAAGGAUUAUGCUACAUUUUUGGAUCAUUCUCUUUGGCAGUAGCGCUAACUCAUAGAUGGGUAUUGAGUAUACCGCUUUUUGGUAUGAGCUUGUGGCCCUUCUUUUCCUCAUCAAUAUAUUUGAACAUACCUUUAAGCAUAACAUGGACAGUUGGAUGUGUGUCUCUAAGUAUUUUUUCAUUCAUGCCAGUAGUGGGAAAAGAUAUAUGGAUUGAAUUAGUAAUUUUAGCUGCACUGAUAUGGUUUUUGUUACAUGGAUUAUACAUUAAAAAGUAUCUAAUUGAUGCUACAUCUCAAAAAGAAAGUACACAAAGAGAAAUUAUCAUAAGUGUUGGACAACAAUUUCUUUUGCUUAUAUCCUUGCUAAUUAUUUAUAUUCAAUCAAAGAAAUAUGAAUCAAAAGCUCCUAAUUCUCAAGUUUUACAAUUAAUAUGUUGGAUUAUAUCAGUUGUGCUGCCAUUAAUCCCAAUGUUUUACUCAAAGAACAUUAUAAAUAGACUAAUGGGCAUAAAUGCUUCUAUUCUUAAUUUUUAUCUUCUCUUAUCGGUGGCACACGAGGGCUUAUUCAUGAUUGCAUUGAUUAUAAACGUAAACAGUUGGAUGUUCAUCGAAUUUGACCUUCUUAAUGAAAGAAAAGUUAAGCUAAUUGAAAGAAGCUUUGCCAUUGAAGAUAUUACUAGCGAAAAAGUUUUAGCUUCUAUGGGAAGAAGUAUAAAUAGCCAUGACUUUAGACGAGCUUUCUUUUUUACUUUGUACAUAAUUUUAGCAUACUUUGGCACUGGAAAUAUAGCAUCACUUAAUUCAUUUGAAGUUAGAUGGGUUUUAUGUUUUACCACUUCGUUCCAGCCCUUUGUUAUAACAACAUUAAUUUUGUUAAAGACGUUAUGUCCAUUUCUAUGUGUAGCCUGUACUUUCAGAGCAAUUCAACAUUUGACAAAGGCGCCGAUCGGUUAUUUAAAUAUGAUUGUUCUAAUAUUUUCAAAUAUAAUGGGACUCUACAUGCUCUUCCAUGUUAAAAAUAUUGGAAGCUGGCUUGAGAUAGGAACCUCCAUAUCUCAAUAUGUUAUAGUACAACUCAUAACACUUUUUGUCAUUUUAAUAAAUGAAGUCGCAAAACUAUUAACAGAUACGGAAAUAAUUUAUUUGAUAAAUAAAGUUUUUAAAACUAGAAAGAAGGCACCCUAGUCAUGUCGUCGAUUAAUUAAUGUUUAAAUAACAGUUGUUUCUAAUUUAUUAACAGAUUAUAUUUUUUCUAAAAUAAA